AGGAGGAGGUGGAGGAAGAGGAGUGCCCGCAGACGCUGCUUUCGUCGUCGUCGCCGUCCGUCUCCAGCCCGGGAUCCGGUUUUCCUCCUUGCUGCAGCCCGGAGAGGUAGAAGUCCGCCAGCAGGGCCGGGAGCUGGACCAGCGACUGCAGCAGGACUCCGAGCAUGGAGCCGAUCACGUCCUGGAGCGAGGAGAGAGUCAGCGAGUGGCUGCAAGGUCUGGAUGCACCCCUGCAUCAGUACCCGGUCUCGGAGUGGCACCUGUCAGGUCUGGAUCUGCUCCAGUUGACUUCUCAGGAACUGGAAAAGUUGGGCGUCCGCAAGAUCGGACACCAGGAGCUCAUACUGGAGGCCGUGGAGAAGCUCUGCUCUCUGACGUACGGCAUAGGUGGAGAGAACCUGCGAGGUCUCACGGAGAAGCUGCGCGCCGUCGCCCACACCCUCCAGAUGGGCAUCCAGAGCCGCUGGCGCCGCAACAGCUACGAUGGACGGAGCGCCACCAAGCUGUCGGCCGGGGUUCUGCAGGUUGUUGUGGAGCUCAUCACCUCCGCCAAAGGACUCUUCUUUCUGCUCAACAGGUAUCAGUUUAUACAGCUAAGUGGAACCACCUCCACCAAGAACAUAUUCAGCUACUGCAGGGAGCUCGGAGAAAUCGUCCACAAGGAUUCCACCGUCUAUGACAAGGAGAAGGACAUCAUCUCUGUAUGCCGUCAGUUAGUGGAGGUGUGCGAUGAGAUCCUGAACUCCAGCGCCGAGACGCUUCUCACCCACACUACUCAGCUGGAGAGCGUCGACCUAGUGCCUGUGUCACCGGGUGAUCAGCUGGGGAUUGAGAUAACGUCCACCGGCUCCAGUAACCACUACGUGACCGGCACUGCUGUUGAGCCUUUGAAUGAUGAUGUGUACGUGAGGAUCCUGGCUGGUGAUGAGGUGAUUCAAGUCAACAACCAGAUAGUGGUGGGCUGGAGCAGGGCGAACCUCGUGAAGAAGCUGCAGGAGAAUCCCAGGGGAGUGACCCUGGUCCUGAAGAAGAUCCCCGGCUCAUUGCGACGCAAAGACCAGGUCCCACAAGUCACCGUCACACAGAAAGAGGAAGAGGAGGAAGACGAGAGGUCAGGGGAGGACGAGGAAGGGGAGGAGGUGAAUCCAAGGCACUCCAUAUUUGAGAGGGUCGCAGCCUCUGUCAGGUCCCUGUCUUUUAGGAAGGCCAUUCAAGGGCCGGAGGUGCAGCAGCCGCCUAUGGGACAGGAGGAAUCAGAGUUGUCGUUUGAUAAAGAGGUGGAAGGGAGUGUGACACUCACUUCCAGUCAGAGGGGGCUGUCACCGCUGUCGGCCUCAGGGGACUUUGAGGGUCUGGGCAGUUCACGGCUCUCACCAAGACUCAGAAGAGACCAGUCCCGGUCGCCGUCGCCCAGAAGUCCUUCGCCCCUGCAGCUCGGGUCGUUCAGAAAUUCUUCGCCUAACUUAGCCAAUCAGGACACAGCGAGCAUCACUUCCUGUCCUGAGAUGGUGGGCCGCACGGGGAGUAAAGAGAGCAAGAAGAGCUCGACAAAAGGAAUGACGACGGCGCUCAGUCGGCGCCGCGUGUCCUGCCGCGAGCUGGACCGACCCGACUGCGACGGCUGGCUGUGGAAGAAGAGGAAGGAGAGCAGCGUCUUCCUCGCCCACAAGUGGCAUCGCUUCUGGUUCGUCCUCACAGGGCCUACGCUCUACUGGUACACCAGUCAACAGGAUGAGAAGGCAGAGGGCAUGGUCAAUAUCUCCAGCUACAACAUAGAGAGCGCCGGAGAGCACAAGAGAAAAUACGUGUUCAAAGUGUGCCACCCGAGGUUUCACAACUUCUUCUUCGCUGCCGACAACGUCAGCGACAUGAGCAAGUGGAUCAACUGUCUGAUUACAUCCAAACAGAUUCACAAGAAGCUCAGCAAAGGCCCUGAUAGUGAAGAGGAAUGUUACAGUGAGACUGAAUCAGAGAGCGAGACAUCUCCUUCACCCCGCAGAAGAAACAAGAAGGUGCAGUCCAACACUCUGCCUCGCCCCAAGGGGAAGACGACCAAGCUGCCAUUAGCAAGUUCCACAACAGGGGGCAGCAAAGGAGCAGGCGUCCCAGAGGAUGAGAUGGGCAAGAUGAUAAACAACAUAAAGGAGGGAGGAGUUUCUCUGAUUGGCCACGAGCAGCCGCUAACGCACGACCACUUCAGGAAGUCGUUCAUUCGACGCAACAAGAACCCCGUCAUUAAUGAGAAGGCUCACACGCUGCGGGCCCUGCAGAGCACUCUGAAGGCCAAAGAGGCGGAGCUGCAGCAGAUCAACAAGGUCCUGGAGGACUCCGGCCUCACGGCCUCAAAGUACCGUCAGUGGAAGCAUCAAAACGAAGCAAUAGUCCAAGAAAUCGAGAAACUGACCACGCUGGGGUCGUCCAAAAGUGGGGUCGACGCGGGGGGGCAGCACGUGCCCGCCGAGGAGGUUGCCUUGGAUACCGUUGCCAUGGAAACGGCCGCCACGGAAAUGCCCUCCGUAGAGACGGUCGACACGGAGACGGUCGACACGGAGACGGUCGACGCGGAGACGAAGAGCGCGUACAGACUGAGCCUGAGUGAAGGAGAGCAGCUGGUGGACGCAGAGGCGUCUGACGUCCUCCUGGAGAUCCCACCGGACUCUCCCAGCACGGACACCAGUUCAGUGUUAGAACUCUCCCUGGGGUCGCUGCAGGAUUCCAUUAACCAGCAGCUGACCGAGUUGAUGGACAGCGGAGAGGCCGCAGAGAACUAUUUCUACAUUUAAGCGCGAGCUGCCGCAAAUCACGCCGCUGCAGAGUUGCUCUAUUUAAAGAAAAUCAAGCUGCUCUGUCGUGCAACAGGGCGAGAGGUGGACCCCACCGUGUGUCUGCUGACCUUCACCUGAAAUGAUUUGUUCAAUCUGCCACGAAAUCAAGUUUAUCAGUGAGAUGCAUCAGUGCACGCUUCUUAUAAGAAACUAAUUUAACUUUGUACUUGCUCAAAACCAAUAUGACGAGUUUACAGCAGAGAGAUGGACAAUAUUUGCCAAGUGAUGUUCUGAGUUCAGUAUAUUGUUCAUCAUUGUUCUUAUGAUAAAAACAAUCUCAAGUAGAACUUUUCUUAGAAUUCAAUGAUAGUUUGUAAAAUAAAUCAUGCCUCUUUGUACCAAUGUGACAUGUAAAUACACUUUUACUAUUGAUGCUGUAUGUAUUUGUUUAUUACCUUAAUAAAGGUGUAGAUCUGAAA
Pleuronectes platessa (European plaice) is the source of this 3244-nucleotide messenger RNA. It is a transcript of the gene cnksr1, whose product is annotated as connector enhancer of kinase suppressor of Ras 1. The coding region runs from base 165 to 2783 and encodes 872 amino acids. The transcript has 21 exons. Gene Ontology annotation, molecular function: protein binding. NCBI's taxonomy places the organism in Eukaryota, Metazoa, Chordata, Actinopteri, Pleuronectiformes, Pleuronectidae. The record is from RefSeq and is a predicted model, not a curated record.